CCGCCCUUUCCUCUGUCCCUAACUUUGGCCGUGUCGACUUUCUGUUUUGCAGUGAUUUGAUUGCUCGAUCCCAGCUAUGUAACUUGGCUCGGACACACCUCGCCCUGCACCAGCACGGACCCUCCUCUUCAUCUUCAUCACGGGAGAGAAGAAACGAGCGAGCUCCUCCAGUCAGCCGUGCUGUCGUUCGCUCUCCAGGGUGGAAGAUGUCCGCUGGUUUCUCCGGGCCGGAGCCAGUUUAGGAAGAUCUUUUCCCCCCGCGGAGUCUCAUCGGGAAAACGUUUCAUCGCUGUCGUUUAACUAAAGAGGCAACUGUCAGAAGUUGUGGGACCCCCCUCUCUGUCUAAAACCCGGAGCUGUAUGGCUGUGAAACGGCGCCCUGGACUUUCUACCUCCAGUUAAAGGCCGACGUUAUGUCUUCAGUGCCAGGCCAAGGCGAGGACGGGCAGGAGAUGCCUUCAGGCUAACAGCGCUAACCUGAUCUGGGGUCGCCGAGACGAGCUGGCGCAACUGUUUCAACGGCGUCAACACAUUAAAGUGUUUCUUUUUAAGACACUCCUCAGUGGUUGCAGACAGCCAGUCGGUCGGUUGUGAAGUAGAAAAAAAAAGGUGACACAAGAUGCCGAAAUAGCGGUUUCACUUUGUUAGCUAAUUGUUUAAAAUCUCGCAUCGAGACAGUUAACAGUUAAGCUAGCUGUGCUGGUCAGCUGCAGUAUCAUAACAACACAAAGGCAAAGCCCCACUGUCGGGGCUGUUGUCUGUCUAAUACACUAAUGUUGAUGAUCUGCCGAGGCCUGGCAGGUGGACAAACAUGACUACUAACUAUUAACGAGGAAGGUGUGGUAACAGGACUGAUUCUGACUUUGGCACCUGCUUUAAACCUUGUAAAUCACAACAAGUAGGAAAGAGCAGCAGCAGCAGCUCGACCUGGUGACCAUGGAGGGAAACGUGCAACAGCAGAAAGCGACUCCUUUAGCUCGGGAACUGACAAGGACAUUUAACAGCUACAACAAACACACCAUACAGCUAAAGAAGAACCUGAAGGAGACUAACGCUUUCUUCCGGGAAAUAAGGCAGAAUUACAGCAAUGCUUGUGCAUCAACUAUGAGCUCGGAUUCAGCUUCUCUGGAGGCAGGCCAGUUUAGCUUCAUCUCUUUUCCCAGCCAUGAGGAAGAGUUCCUACGAAACACCGUGGGCGCUGCCCCAUACAUCCUGGUGCUAGGUCAGGACUGUGCUGCCCGCUACCAGCUGCUCAACUGCCUUCUGGGGGAGAGGCUGCUGCCACUGGGCCCUGAGGCCGGAGAGGCUUGCGGAGGAAUCGAGGGAGUCUGCAAGAGGCGGAAGCUGUGUUUCACCCAUGGGAGGCAGACGCGGCUCAGCUUGGCGCUGCCUGGCCAGUAUGAACUGGUGCAUCAGCUGGCGGCCAACUGUGGCCGCUGGGAUACGGUUCCCAUGGAGGACCUGGAGAUUCACGAGGAAUGUGAGGAUCCGGCCCACAGGCUAGCUGAGCUGGAGAUCACUCUCCAUCACCCACUGCUACAGGAAGCAAAGGUCAUGGUGGUGCCGUGUCCUAGUGUCCAGCCCAUAGAAGAAGCCCUGGAAGACUGCACUCGCAACGUGAUCCCCAUCAUACUGUAUGCCAUCAACCAGGACUCCCUAAGCACAGAGCAGGUGGCGGAUCUCUGGAAGGUCAAAGAAAUGCUCUCCUUUCCCAUCUGUUUUGUUCGUAUCCCUGACACCAUGCCAGCAGCCUCCCCAGAACCCAGCCGUCGUGCAGAGAAGGAAAAGGAGAGGGAGAAGAGUGCCCUCCAUAAGCAGCUUCUCUCUCUCGGCUUCCUCGGUAACCCGACAGGAAACUGCUCCUGUGGUGCCCCUACACAGAUGCCCACCCCGGGUGCCAAGCCCCAGAGCAUGCUCGGCGAGACUUUCGAACGACUGCAUCGGUUGCUGGUGCCGUUUGCUCGCCAAGUGCUUCAAAACCAGCAGGUGGAGGCUGCCAACCUGCUUAAUGGGCUGCAUUGUCGCUGUCUAGAUCUUUUCAUCAACCAGGCCUUUGACAUGCAGAGGGACCUGCAAAUAACACCACGCAGGCUGGAGUACACUCGUGAGAAAGAGGGUGAACUCUUCAUCUCCCUCAUGGCCAUCGCUAACCGCAAACAGGAGGAGAUGAAGGAGAUGAUUGUGGAGACACUCAGCUGCAUGAAGGAGCAGCUGCUGGAGGAUGCUGCCAAUCUGGAGUUCACAGACAUCAUUGUAACAACUAAUGGAGAGCCUGUUACGUCAAAGGAGAUCAAGUCCUGCAUCCACCAGAUCCAGGAGCUGAUAGUGGUUCGUUUGAAUCAGGCUGUGGCGAAUAAGCUGAUCAGCUCUGUGGACUAUCUGAGGGAGAGCUUUGUAGGAACUCUGGAGCGAUGUCUCAACAGUCUGGAGAAGUCUCACAUUGAUUCUUCCGUCCACAAUAUCACUUCCAAUCACCUCAAACAGUUAUUAAAUGCUGCCUAUCAUGUGGAGGUCACUUUUCAUUCAGGAUCUUCUGUCACAAGACUCUUCUGGGAGCAAAUCAAACAGAUAAUCCAUAGGAUAACGUUUGUGAACCCUCCUGGCAUCACACCAGAGUGGAAGCGGAAAGUGGCCCAGGACGCCAUAGAAAGUCUCAGUGCUGCCAAACUGGCCAGAAGCAUCUGCUCUCAGUUCAGGACUCGCCUAAACAGUUCCCAUGAGGCCUUUGCAGCAUCUCUGCGCCAGCUGGAGGAAGGGCACACGGGGCGUCUGGAGCGCACUGAGGACCUGUGGCUGCGUGUGAGGAAGGACCACGCCCCUCGACUGGCCCGCCUGUCUCUGGAAAGCCGCUCCCUCAGGGAUGUGCUGCUGCAUGGCAAACCUAAGCUCGGACGAGAGUUGGGUCGCGGGCAGUACGGAGUUGUGUACUUGUGUGACAGCUGGGGAGGACGCUACCCGUGUGCUUUAAAGUCCGUGGUACCGCCUGAUGAUAAACACUGGAACGACCUGGCUUUGGAGUUUCACUACACAAGGACUCUGCCCAAGCAUGAGCGACUCGUCGACCUGCACGGCUCUGUGAUAGAUCACACCUACGGAGGUGGCUCCAGCAUCGCUGUGCUGCUCAUCAUGGAGCGACUGCACCGAGACCUCUAUACGGGCCUGAAGGCUGGUUUAUCACUGAGGGAGAGACUUCAGAUCGCUCUGGAUGUGGUGGAGGGGAUCCGCUUCCUGCACAGUCAGGGACUCUUGCAUAGAGACAUAAAGCUAAAAAAUGUUCUGUUGGACAAACAAAACCGUGCAAAGAUCACCGACCUGGGCUUCUGUAAACCAGAGGCCAUGAUGUCUGGCAGCAUUGUUGGAACCCCCAUCCACAUGGCUCCAGAGCUGUUUACAGGAAAGUAUGAUAACUCUGUGGACGUCUACGCCUUCGGGAUCCUAUUCUGGUACCUCUGCACUGGUUCAGUGAAACUCCCAGAAGCGUUUGAGAAGUGCUCCAGUAAGGACCAGCUCUGGAAUAAUGUUAAAAAAGGAGCCAGACCCGAGCGGUUGCCCAGUUUCGAUGAGGAAUGCUGGCAGCUGAUGGAGGCCUGCUGGAACGGGGACCCUUCCCAGAGGCCCCUGCUCGGUAUCGUGGAGCCCAGCCUGCAAAGCAUCAUGCGCCGACUCUGCAACUGCGGCUCAGAACAGAAAAGUAGCAGCCUCGAGGACUCAAACUGAAAACACUCCAGACAAACUAACACACGUGUGAUAGGAAUUCUGAUCAGGAAAGUAUUUUGUAUUUAUUAAGAAUGGAGAAGAACAGGUGACCAAUGAAUAAUGUCCUCCUUGUUCAGUUGUUGGAUUUACGUUAUUUAUGAGGAGUUGAUACAGACCAGAAGUUUGCAAAUAUGUGUGUUUUAUUGUUUGUGCUUUGUCUGUGUAUUUCUAUACAAACUCUACAAUAUGCUUCCAUCGUAGCUCCUGUGCUAAUUGCUACUCGGUCGUAGGAUUGUUACUAGAUGCAAAUUGUUUUAAAAGUAGUCCAUUCCCAGUAUUAUGAAAAAAAUAUAAAUAUAUAAAAGAUUAAUUUUAGAUUGUAUUUAAACUGAACAUUUCUGCAUCUAUACAAAUACAUCUUUUUUUUAAUAAAAUGAUCUGUUACAACACA
Molecule: messenger RNA, 4147 nt
Organism: Dicentrarchus labrax (European seabass)
Lineage: Eukaryota; Metazoa; Chordata; Actinopteri; Moronidae
Gene: dstyk
Product: dual serine/threonine and tyrosine protein kinase
Exons: 14
Coding region: 937-3717 (926 amino acids)
Biological process (GO): protein phosphorylation
Molecular function (GO): protein kinase activity; ATP binding
Source: RefSeq, a predicted model, not a curated record